CGAACCUUACCUAAGAGUUGACCUAGCAGCCUAGCUGCCUAGGUACAUUAAACGCCCCGCGAUUCGCCGCCGUGUUUCCUCACGUCCACCUUUCCACCUUCGCACCUAAACCUCAUCGAUCCAUCCAUCUCAUCCCGUCCGACCCUCCAUCGCGUCCAUCAACGCCAGCCUCGAGUAGAUCAUUACUCCUUUCUCUCUCAUUUGUGCAUCAAGCCGUUCAUCGCAAAAAUCUCAACACCUAGAGAUAUAAUUCCCCCAAGUCUCACCCAUCCGCGACCAGCGAUUCGCACCGCCGAAAAUGGCCGCCAACACCAAAUACCAGCCCGCGCCGACACAGGACCCCGACGAGGGCACCUGGUCGCAAGCGCCGCCCUCCUACCAAGCCACGCCGGGCGCACCCACAACACACACACCCUCGUCCCCACUCUUCGAAGCCGCGUCGCGUAGCAGCGACGACAACAUCCCGGAUGACUUCAAAUUCGGGGGAUCCGUCGCCGAGGCAACCAUCGAGAUCCGAAACCAGUUCAUCCGGAAGGUGUACACGAUCCUAACGGCCCAACUCAUCGCGACGGCCGCGGUAAGCGGCCUGAGUUUCUGGAGCACGGGGUACAAGACAUGGAUCCAGUCGCACCCGGCUUUAGUCUGGGCGUCGCUAGCAGGCUCGAUCGUGUUCCUGCUGCUGACGUACUGGAAGCGGAAGUCGUACCCGACGAACCUGCUCUUCCUAUCCGCCUUCACGCUGAUGGAAGCCUACAGCGUCAGCGUGAUCGUGUCCUUCUACGAAACCUCGAUCGUGCUAAAUGCCGCGAUCCUUACGGGUGGAAUCUUCGUCUUCCUCACUUUAUUCGCCUGCCAGACCAAGUACGACUUCACAUCAUGGAUGCCGUAUCUCUUCGGUGCUCUCUGGGGUCUCCUGCUCUUCGGCUUCAUGGCCGCCUUCAUGCCGUACAGCAGCACCGGGGAGCUAAUCUACGGCGGUCUAGCGGCUCUUAUCUUCUCCGGCUACAUCCUAGUCGACACCCAGCUCGUCAUGCGCAAGCACCACGUUGAGGAGGAGAUCGCCGCCGCCAUCAGCCUGUACCUCGACAUCCUGAAUCUGUUCCUCGCCAUCCUGCGCAUCCUAAACAGCCAAAGUAACAACUAAGCUGUUAUCAGAAUCUAGAUAUAGGAUAGGGAGAUUAGGGUCAGGCAAGGGAAAAUGAGACUUCGACUACGGACUAUGGAUUGUCUUCGAUGGGAGGGACCGAGUAGUCCUUUAUAUGGAAAUUGACGUUUCGAUUUGUCUUCGCUAGACUCUCGUUCUUUUCCUUUCAGUGAUUGUACAGGUUAGGGAAACGGCGUUGUAGGAAGCAACCUGAGCUUAAUAUCAGAAGUGUUGCUUAUAAGAGUUGUUAAGAUCUUGGUAGCUAGCAUACUUAAUUUAGUUUGAUGCUUGGAAUUAUGAGCGUAUUCAUACUAGGCAA
Molecule: messenger RNA, 1463 nt
Organism: Annulohypoxylon maeteangense
Lineage: Eukaryota; Fungi; Ascomycota; Sordariomycetes; Xylariales; Hypoxylaceae
Product: inhibitor of apoptosis-promoting Bax1-domain-containing protein
Exons: 1
Coding region: 299-1144 (281 amino acids)
Cellular component (GO): membrane
Source: RefSeq, a predicted model, not a curated record